ACUAUUCUUAGCUGCGUGUUACUUACCGGAAGUGUGACGACAGCGCACAGUUGAACCCCAUCACAAUGACGUCAGGCCCAGAAAACCGCUUCAUCCUGUGCGGGUUGUGCAGCAACCAGCUGAGCAACCCCCACAUGUUGCCCUGUCUUCACGUCUUCUGUCUCGCCUGUCUCAAAGACAACUGUAGCGAGAAAUCUCCCGACAAAUUCUUCUGCCCACUGUGUGUGGUGGAGAAAAACGACCGGAAAUCAUUCAACGCGCGACCUUGGCAUUCGUUUGAAAAAAUCGUCGAAAACGAGGCCGAGUACGAAGCCCGCCAACGUCGACUAGCGGAACUCCCUGCUACAGAAAGCCGACGCUCCAGCUAUAUCCCCGAGGCUUUUGAAGCAGACGAGGAUGAAAGUUCGAGACGUCCUUCCCUGCCGCAGGCGCCUGUCAUGUUUCCCUGCAGCAUGCACGCAGACAAGCUGGCCGAGUCGUUCUGCACCAAAUGCGAGCAGCUCGCGUGCCCUAAAUGCAUCUCGUCGUUCCACCGUCGCUGCCAGAGUUUCCUGGACAUCAAAGACGCCGUGGAGAAAAAACGUGACGCACUCGACUCUGUGUACAGCGCCAUCGCCAACAACCUGGUCAGCUGCGAAAACUUGCAAAGCGAACAUUUGAAACGCCUCAACGAGAUCGAGGCGAUGAGGAUGAAGCUGUUGCUGGAUAUUAAAACCUUCCGGACGACUAUGGUCAACUUGGUGCUGGAGAAAGAGAAGCGGCUGUCAGACCAGGUGAAUCAGCUCAUGGACGAAAUGGCCAAGGUGUCAAGGGACAGAGAAGGCAUGGCGAAGAGUUAUGUCCAGGCGCUCAACAAACAGCUGGACGUCCUCAACUUUUCUCUUAGUGCCCAGGGAGAGGGCGAGAUUCUUCCUCUACUUCCGGGUCUGGCGAAUAUCAUGGAAUCGAAUACCGCGAAGUUGUCCGAAUUCAAGUCACAGGAUGACGUCAAACUUGUGACGUUCAGUCGAGACGAGAACUGUUUCCAGACCUUGACGACGUCACUGCUGGGGACGUUGAAUGUCGUCGGGAAGGCGGCCACGCCCCCCGCCCGCGAGGAGGGGAAGCGGGAUCUGACGCUGACGCCUUUCGUCAGCUUCCACGGCGGGGCCUGCGAUGACGUCAGCGAGCCCCUGCUGACGGACAUCGUGCUGCUGAUGAACGGUGACGUCAUCAUGACGGACCGGGACAACAAGUGCGUCAAGAAGUUCAACCAGUCGGGGCGUCUGCUGACGCGCGUCAUGAUCGACGCCAUCCCCAGCCGCAUCGCCAUCGUGUCCAACAGCCGCGCCGCCGUGUCUGUCAUGAACAAGAAAGCGAUCUACUUCCUCUCGCUCUUCGGCACCGUGCGCGUCCUCAGCUUCAUCCGGGUCAGUAAAAUCUACUCCUUCCUGACGUCACUUGGCGGGAAACUGUUAGCUGGGGCCACCAAUCAGUGCGAUUGUAUUGACGUCUUCAACGAAAAAGGGGAGAUCAUUCGAAAUAUUUUCUUGCAGAAAGCGGACAGAGCGUCCAUCGCUCGACCGAUGUACCUGACCCCGACCAAACCAUCCGUCACCAUCGACCAUCAGACGCCAGCAUCAGACAAGACGACAGACACGACGACAGACAUCCUCAUCUCCGACAGCGGGAAACAGACGUUCUUUCGUCUGGAUCAGAACGGACGCAGCCAGUUCACCGUCAGGUCGACCAGUUCCCUGACCUUGACCUGCCCGCUUGGGGUCACAGUUCACGAGUCAGGGCUGACAUUGCUGGCUGACCGGGACACAGACUCCGUGCUGGUGUUUGACGAGGGGGGAAACUUCCUCAAGAAGGCCUUGACCUUGGACCAGGGACUGGUCAAGCCGUGCGGGAUCUAUGCCGGACAUCGGGGUCACGUGGCCUUGACGCAGGUGGACGGCAUGGUCAAGAUUUACAAAGCCAGUGUCACCUCAGUGUGA
Molecule: messenger RNA, 1979 nt
Organism: Physella acuta
Lineage: Eukaryota; Metazoa; Mollusca; Gastropoda; Physidae
Molecular function (GO): ubiquitin protein ligase activity; zinc ion binding
Source: RefSeq, a predicted model, not a curated record